AUGGCGACUCAAGAUUCGCGCAGUCUUCUCUUCACACAGACCAAUCCACAGCAGGGGUUCCGUCUACUAGAGCUGACGCCGGAUUUGGAGAAACUCCUCACGUCGAAAGAUGCGCCUGUACUCGAACUCAAGUCACCAUCCCCGGCCCUUGCUCAGGCAGUAGUCGACCCGAGCGCUCAAGAAUAUGUCAAUCUUUGCACAGCAACCCAGACCUACCGCAUCCGCCAAGUCCAAUCUUCAAACUCCAUCCACGUCAUCCGACCCAGUCACGGCGAGAUCUCCCAAGCAGAUAUCAAGGUCGUCGAAGACGUCGAUACAGGCCUCAAUCUCCCCAACGAAGCUGUGACAGCCAUUGCGAAAUGCUCCUCCACACUCGAGCUCCACGUCCCACCGGGUGGAUUCUCGGCAACCCCAUUUUUGGAAAAGAGUCUGCGGCUAUACGAUCGGCGCGACGAGGACGGGGAUGUCCCCAUGGAUGAACCGAGCUCGGGGCCUCUGGGCGCCAAGGAGAUGCGCGAGGUGAGAGAGCAGAUAUGUCGGGACAUCCCUGUCUCAACAGCGCAAUGUGAUCAGGGUUGGAUGGAGCUUUGUGCAUUUGUGGAUGGGGGCGAUGAAGUGUCUGGUUGGCGGCCAUCAGCGCGAGCACGAUUGCAUGUCUGGAAGCGCUUGUCUGAGGGUGCGGUGCUUCAAGGAAUUGAUCUUGAGAAGCAGUUCCUCGUGGGGGAUCUAUGGAAGUCGGUUCUGGACGACGACGAUGAGCAGGAAGCACCGUUUCCUCGCGCGCUGUUGGAUGCUAUUGUCAGACGGAUUUGUGUAGCAGAUGAGCGGCCUGCUUUGGCGGAUGAGAUGAAAUGGGCAAGUUUUGAUAAGACUGAAUGCACCAGAUGGGUCGGCGAGACUUCUUUGGCCGCUAAUGCUCCUACCGCGUCGUCCGCGAUCGGGAGGAGUGAGUUCUUGAGCGCAUGGAAGGACUGCCUUCCUGAGUCUUGGAGGGCAGAGGUCGCUCUGUCAAAGCUGAUGGAUGGUUGUUAUAAGAGUGCGGAUCCGACUACGAUACACUUUGUCGCGGAAACACAGCGACAAGAUACUCUCAAAGCUGCUGGCACGGGAUCAGCCCCUGCUGCUAAGGCCAAAAACACACGGAAUUGGCAUGAGUUGCUAAAAGCUCGGCGUUAA
This is a messenger RNA of Penicillium olsonii, 1176 nucleotides long. The record is from the annotation of a GenBank genome assembly. Lineage: Eukaryota; Fungi; Ascomycota; Eurotiomycetes; Eurotiales; Aspergillaceae.